Molecule: messenger RNA, 1952 nt
Organism: Prunus mume (Japanese apricot)
Lineage: Eukaryota; Viridiplantae; Streptophyta; Magnoliopsida; Rosales; Rosaceae
Source: RefSeq, a predicted model, not a curated record
UUUUGGCAAUGUCUUGACCAUCACCAUAACCAAAAGGAUUCAUAUUCCCAAGGUGAAAAAUAUGAAUCCUUUUGCUGGUGGCCUCAUGCGUGUAUUUGAGCCCAUAUGUAUGUAUCUUGGUUUCACUUCACGCCAAGGUGAUCUCCCGGGGAAGUUAUCGGAGAUCGAUCGCCCAGGGUGGAUUGGCAGAAAUCAAUCAUACAAGAUUAAUUGUACUCUGUCUGUCCUGCCAUUACCCUAUUUGUAUUGGAUUUGGAUUGAUCUCUUGAAUAAAUUCCAAGCUUUACUAAUUCUUUCUGUAUAUAUUUCAUAGCCCCAGCCUCAACCAACCAUAAUAUAACUCCCUUCCGCAUCAGCGGCAUCCCCAAACCCUAAAUUUCUUUGUGCCUCAAUUUAGCAUUCCAUAGCUAGCAAAGGCCCUAUCAAUCAUCUGGUAUCAUGGGGGAUCAGAAAAUAUCUCAACCUUCCGCCGCCGCUGAGCUCACCGAUGUUCACGGCCAUGCCUUGACGAGCAAAGAUGAGCUCUUGGGUAAGAUAUCGGAGAUGGAGAAAUCUCUAGCCGCACUUUCCGACCAGCAAAUCCAACUGGUCCAUUUGACGAAAUCUAUAGCAGAGCAGCUUCGCCUACUACGCGCCAUUGUCACUGGCGCCACGGUGAAUACCUGCACUCCCAACCCGAACGAUGGGGCCCUUCAUCCUUACCCAAGCUUGCCCAUGGAGAUCGAGGGUGAGCAUGCAUCAAUGAUGGUAAAUCAGGGGGAAGCCCGAUCUGUAUAUUUAGUCGUUUCUUUUGGGUUGAAGACUGCAAUCUAUGAAGUGAAAUUCAGACAUGGAAGAGGAGUCUCUCAUGAACCCACAACAAUUGGACUUGUUGCCAAGUUCAAUGAGGAUAAUUUCUGUCAUGCUGCACGGAUUUCCAAACGCUCCAAAUUAUAUUGUCUUACAAAACACAGUGGGUAUAUUGUUGACAUGAACUCUUUUUCAAGAUGCUCAUCCAUUCCUCCUAACCUAGCCAAUGAAUUUAUAGCAAUGGUUGUGUCCGCGUAUGGCAAGAUUUACUGUGUUGCAAGUCCAACCUACUAUCCAUCAGUUUUGGGGACUUCCUUCUGGAGGUAUGAUCCUGAUAAGAACAUUUGGGAGCCGCUUCCAUGUUGUGAGGAUUAUCACAUGGGUAUGAUUAUCACCGGUUAUGCUGUUUGUCAUGGUGUUAUUUUGUUUUCAUUGGUUAGAUGGGAAAAAAAUCAAUUCGAUGUCGUUGCUUUUGAUCUGAGUAGAAACCAAUGGAAUCGAGUGAAAGUUGAUACCACUAUUAAGUAUGCCCAUUUCAUAGGGAGGGCCGUGGUUGUAGGCACGACUAUCUAUGCCUCAUAUGGGAAAUGUGUUAUAGCAUUCUCCUUAAGGAUGCAAAAAGGUGAUGAUGGUGGUAUUGCAUAUUCCCUACGACAACUGUUUAUAUUAGAAGGCUUGGAGAUUGCGGAUCCACCAUUGCCAUUUGAGAGGUGUAGCGAUGAUUAUUUGGUUCAUUUGGGAAAGCGGGACUUUUGCCAUGUCAGUACUGGCAAUAAUGAAGGUUUCAGGGUUCAACAUAUUCGUAUCACCACAUUUCAAAUUGUUGUUGGAGAAACAGGAAGAGAUAUGAUCAAGACCAUACAUUCAACUGUUCAUUCUGUGGAUAUGGAAAGCCGUGAAAUGUUUUAUCUUCUUUCCUGCUUUGCUCGUGAUUGUGAGGAUUAUGAACCCAUAGGAGACGAGAGUAAUUGGAUUUUGCAGAAAGAAGCCAAGUGGGAGAAUGGAGAAAUAGCUAACAGGCCGCAUGAAAGUAUUGUUCAGGGAAAUGAUUACUGCAACUUGAUAUUAUAGUACCAUAACUACAAGGAAUAAUGGUGAAAAAUAUAGUGAAUUUAAUGACUAAUAAUACUACAUAGUCACUAAAUUGAUUCGUGCCUAUUUUU